AUGGACAAAGCUUACAUAAAAGGGGAGUUGUUACAACUCCACACUAAAGAUUCUGAGGUAGUUGAAGGACGUUUCUACAGCAUCAACAGUGACAUGUCCAAGAUAUCGCUGUACAAUGUGAAGGAAUCACCUCAAGGCGAUAAAAAUGAAAGCAUCUGCCAUUACUAUAAUACUGAAGUGAGGAAUAUUGUGAAACUGCCCGAUACAGGUGAAGUGAAACAAUUGAAAAUAUCACAAAAAGAAUGUGAGGAAAUUGUAAAAGUUUCAAAACAGUAUCAAUAUGUCAAUCAAAUUGAUACAAAAUUCCAUGAGGCUGUUAAUGAUUUGAACGAUUACGAAUACAUAGCUCUCAGCACAGAUGGUGCUAAUAUGGGGCGGAAAUGCAAGAUGCCAUUUUUAGUGCUAUCUUCUCCUCACCAGAUCUACAUUUUUGACAUCCAAGUGAUGCAAUACCAUGCAUUUGAUGCUGGUAUCAGGAAACUCCUUGAAAGUGAGAGUCCAAAGAAGAUUGUACAUGACAGCAGAAAGGUGUCAGACUGUCUGUACCAUAAACACAAUGUUAAGCUUAAUUCUGUCUUUGAUACUCAGGUUGCCGAUAUAAUUAUCACUAAAAACAAGACUGGCAUCUUUCCUAGUACAGUGAAGCCUUUACCAGAAUGUCUGAAUUCCUAUCUUGGUCUACAACCCAAUUCUGUUGAUGAAAAGCUGGAUAUAGUAGAAUGCACUGAGCGCCCUCUGUCGGUGAAGAUUAAAGAAAAUCUUGCAAAGAACAUUGCAUUUCUGCAUUGUCUCUCUGAAAUAAUCCAUAAAGAGAUGAUGUUGCCUUUCGUCAGAGGAGUCGAAUUCUACAUCGAGCAUCUUCGUUCAUGUGAUGACUUCAAAGCAUGGGAGCUUUGUGGCAAACAUCAACAGCUACCAAAAGACUUCAAAAGCGCAAUUGAAUAUUAAUCUACUCAUUUCGGUCACAUUCCACACAAAAAUUAAGUUAGAGUUUUCUAGUUGAGUGUUUUACGCUUUGAAAGUUUCAUCUAGUCUAUAUUUGAAAAACCGUAGACAGUAUUAAAAAUGUCCUAAUAGAUUGUACAACUAUUUUCUCUCAUUGUCUACGAAAACUUGAUAUAUGCAAUGUUUAGUAUUAAGAGUAAAUAAUUAUGUAUUUUGCAUUGCUUCUGCUCACAAACACAUUAUAAAGUAUACUAUUUAUAUCCACAUUUAGAGUAGUGGUUGCUGAAUGUUGGUAAACUAAGAAAUAAAAUGUUAAGUGGAAUGAAGUACGGUAAAAGAAAGUUGGGCUCUUUGUCAUACUCAAAUGAAAUAAUUAUAUCAAUGCUAAGGCUUCAGUUUAUUGUAUCUGUGAUCGUCCGCAAGUGUCUGAAUAGCAUUGUACUAUUUGAAAGUUAAGAUUAUUUUUGUAUAAAUGAGCAAUUCGGAAUGGAUAACAAUCAUAGAAUAGAAAAGUCUAGAAUAAGAAAAUUGGAUUAAUAAAUCCAGUUAUUUUUUACAUUUUUCAAAUCUUUCAGUAGUAUAUUGUAACAAGUGUUAAUCGCAGCUAAUCUUCAUAUCUAAUAAAAGUCAUUUGUAUGUAAACCUAAUAUAACAGGUUUUUGAAUAGGUAUGUUAUGUACCUAUUGCAUAUUUUAAUAUUGUUUGUUAUAGGAUAUUUUGUGAGAUGGUUUUAUGAAAGAUAAACAAUCUGUAAGUGCAAUAUUACUGUAGAGCCAAGCUAUAAUAAGCUUUUGUGACUUUUGGGAGCCUUGCUUUUCAUAAAUAAAAUGACAGUGCUUUAA
This is a messenger RNA of Pectinophora gossypiella (pink bollworm), 1787 nucleotides long. RefSeq names its product piRNA biogenesis protein EXD1-like. Gene Ontology annotation, biological process: nucleobase-containing compound metabolic process. NCBI's taxonomy places the organism in Eukaryota, Metazoa, Arthropoda, Insecta, Lepidoptera, Gelechiidae. The transcript has 3 exons. The coding region runs from base 1 to 948 and encodes 315 amino acids. Gene Ontology annotation, molecular function: 3'-5' exonuclease activity; nucleic acid binding. The record is from RefSeq and is a predicted model, not a curated record.